AGAAGAAGAAGAGGAGGAGGAAGAAGACGAACAUAGGAGGCGGCAGCGGCGGCUGGCUCUGUAUUGUUUUUUCUUCCAUUCCUCCCCACAGUCACGUCUCAUUGUCAGUCCUCCGGCGGGAAGACGUAAACACAUCGAUACGGAAGAGAAGACGUCUCCAUUUUGCUGCAACAUCGACGAGCGGACGCUGGGAGAAACCAGCACAACGACACCUGUUCCAUGGACGAAAAACGGGAGUUUGACUCGGUGUCGACACGGGAAAUGAUGCCGGCUAGUUAGCAGCACGUCGCGGAGGGAAUAGACGACGAGAGAAGGCAGACAAUGUGGCGUCUUUUCAGCGCGUGUUCGUCGACGUCAACCGGUGGUCGUUAACGCGUUUCCUUUGAUGUGCCGCCCGAUCUAGUUAGCGCCUGACCGAACACAUGUCCGCUUUGGCGCCUUUCUGGUGAGCCUGCGCGUCUAAGCGCCGCGGUGAAGACAGCCCAGACCCCCCCUUCGAGACCCCCCCAGGAACCGCCUAUAUGAAGAUGCUGAUGUGCGACCGCGGCGUCCAGAUGCUCGUGACGACGGUGGGCGCCUUCGCCGCCUUCAGCCUCAUGACCAUCGCCGUGGGCACCGACUACUGGCUGUACUCGCGCGGGGUCUGCCGGGUGAAGAGCAACAACGACAACGACACGAGCCGCAAGAACGAGGAGGUGAUGACGCACUCCGGCCUCUGGCGGACCUGCUGUCUGGAAGGAACCUUCCGAGGUGUGUGUAAGAAGAUCGAUCACUUUCCGGAGGACGCUGACUACGAGGCGGAUGCUGCUGAAUACCUCCUGCGUGCAGUGCGCGCUUCUAGUAUCUUCCCCAUCAUGAGUGUGGGUCUGCUGUUCCUGGGAGGACUGUGUGUGGCCGCCAGCGAGUUUUACCGCAGCAGACACAACGUCAUCCUCAGCGCGGGAAUCUUCUUCGUCUCGGCAGGCCUCAGCAACAUCAUCGGGAUUAUUGUUUACAUUUCGGCCAACUCCGGCGACCCGGGCCAAAGCGACAGCAAGAAGUCCUACUCCUACGGCUGGUCCUUCUACUUCGGCGCCCUCUCCUUCAUCAUGGCGGAAAUGGUGGGCGUGCUGGCGGUGCACAUGUUCAUCGAGAAGCACCGCAAGCAGCGGGCCAAGUCCCGCACCGAGCUCAUCAAGAAGUCGGCCUUCAGCCGCAUCCCCUCGUACCGUUACCGCUUCCGGCGCCGCUCCAGCGUGCGCUCCUCGGAGGUGCCCAGCCGCGACGCCUCCCCGCUGGGCAAGGUGGGCUACACCGGGCCCGGGGCCUCCGAGAUGCCCAUGUACACGCUGAACCCCCGCGAGGCGGGCAACGCCGCAGCCAAGUCCGGCCUGGGCGGGCUGCUCAACUCCGAGAGGGAGUUCCUGCAGAGCAGCACGCUGACUAAAGACUACAGCAAGGACCCCAACCGCAGGACCACGCCCGUCUGAGAGGGGCCGCCUGCGGAUUCCAGCUCAUCGGUAGCAGAGAAGAGGGGACACAGGGUCAGGAGGGGUCAUCCAAAAUACCUUGACUGUGAACUUUGAGCCUUUUGAACUGUGAAUCCUGAGCCCGCUGAGCAUUUCCAUGUGUAGCACCUUUGGUUGGAGACCUCCUUCUCAUCUCCACCCACCUCUCAUUCUUCCACUUCUCAUCCUCACUUUGGCCUUUUUUUUACCCAAAGUGACGUCUUGAAGGCACUGCGAUAACCUUUCUGACCGCGGUGCUUCUUGGCAUCCGGGUUCUGACUCGGCUCACGGCGAGGACCAGCGUUCAGUUUCAGUUCAGUUGGUGUGAAAGACCAGGAUGCGUUUCGAUCAUUGUUGGCAGCACUCACCUGUAAAUAUUAGGGUGUCCAUCUUUGAGCACGUGACCAUUGCACCCCAUCAGCAUUCCUGGGGUGACCAUUCGGGUCAGAAUCGAUUCUCAAUUCAACACGAUUCUUGAUUCAAACCGAUUCUCGCGAUAUAUUAUUUGGUGCAACAUUUAUCAUGAAACUUUUUCAAAAUAGGUUGCAGAUCAGAAAAGCUUCUUCUGGUUGCA
This is a messenger RNA of Nerophis lumbriciformis (worm pipefish), 2061 nucleotides long. It is a transcript of the gene cacng3b, whose product is annotated as calcium channel, voltage-dependent, gamma subunit 3b. Lineage: Eukaryota; Metazoa; Chordata; Actinopteri; Syngnathiformes; Syngnathidae. Gene Ontology annotation, cellular component: postsynaptic density membrane; AMPA glutamate receptor complex. Gene Ontology annotation, biological process: regulation of AMPA receptor activity; positive regulation of synaptic transmission, glutamatergic; postsynaptic neurotransmitter receptor diffusion trapping. Gene Ontology annotation, molecular function: channel regulator activity; voltage-gated calcium channel activity. The record is from RefSeq and is a predicted model, not a curated record.